CAGCGGAGCCUACGAGAGUCAGCGCCAUGGCGGAGCAGACCUACUCGUGGGCCUAUUCCCUGGUGGAUUCCAGUCAAGUGUCUACAUUUCUGAUUUCCAUUCUUCUUAUAGUCUAUGGUAGUUUCAGGUCCCUUAAUAUGGACUUUGAAAAUCAAGAUAAGGAGAAAGACAAUAACAGUUCUUCUGCAUCUUUCAAUGGCAGCAGCACCAAUAAUAGUAUCCAGACAAUUGACUCUACCCAGGCUCUGUUUCUUCCAAUUGGAGCAUCUGUCUCUCUUCUAGUAAUGUUCUUCUUCUUUGACUCAGUUCAAGUAGUUUUUACAAUAUGUACAGCAGUUCUUGCAACGAUAGCUUUUGCUUUUCUUCUUCUCCCGAUGUGCCAGUAUUUAACAAGACCCUGUUCACCUCAGAACAAGAUUUCCUUUGGCUGCUGUGGGCGUUUCACUGCCGCUGAGUUACUGUCAUUCUCUCUGUCCGUCAUGCUCGUCCUCAUCUGGGUUCUCACUGGCCACUGGCUUCUCAUGGAUGCUCUGGCCAUGGGUCUCUGUGUCGCCAUGAUCGCCUUUGUCCGCCUGCCGAGCCUCAAGGUCUCCUGCCUGCUUCUCUCAGGGCUUCUAAUCUAUGAUGUCUUUUGGGUAUUUUUCUCAGCCUACAUCUUCAAUAGCAACGUCAUGGUGAAGGUGGCCACGCAGCCGGCUGACAAUCCCCUUGACGUUCUAUCCCGGAAGCUCCACCUGGGGCCCAAUGUUGGGCGUGAUGUUCCUCGCCUGUCUUUACCUGGAAAACUGGUCUUCCCUAGCUCCACCGGCAGUCACUUCUCUAUGUUGGGCAUUGGAGACAUUGUGAUGCCCGGUCUCCUGUUGUGCUUUGUCCUUCGCUAUGACAACUACAAAAAACAAGCCAGUGGUGACUCCUGUGGUGCUUCUGGACCCGCCAACAUCUCUGGGCGCAUGCAGAAGGUCUCCUACUUUCACUGCACCCUCAUCGGAUACUUUGUAGGUCUGCUCACUGCUACUGUGGCGUCUCGCAUUCACCGAGCUGCCCAGCCUGCCCUUCUCUAUUUGGUGCCAUUUACCUUAUUGCCACUCCUCACGAUGGCCUAUUUAAAGGGUGACCUACGGCGGAUGUGGUCUGAGCCAUUCCACUCCAAGUCCAGCAGCUCCCGAUUCCUGGAAGUAUGAUGGAUCACAUAGGAAGUGACCAGAAUGGCCAUCAUAGUCCUUUUCUCUCAACGCGUGGUUUUUGUUUCCUCUUAGAGCUGGCCUGGUACCCAGAGAUGUACGUGUUUAAGGAACUGACGUGUGGCUGGAUUUUGAAUUUAAAGGGAGCUUGCUCACAGGAGAGGUGCUGGAGCCCUGUGUGGUUCCUCUUCUUCCUGCAGUUGUAGAGGUGGAGCCUUCCAGAAGUGACAGGCCCUUCCCCAGCGCUCCUUCCCCGUUUUUAUGGAUCUGCACCAGACUGUUACACCUUGCGGGGAGAUGGAGAUCUGACUAUUUAAAAACUGAAAACGGCAAGGAGUCGUUCUAGAACUUUUGAACACUAAAAGGAUGAAAAAAAACAUUAGCAAACCGAAGUUUCUUCAGCAAACCCUCAAGAACUUUGGGACCAGUUUCCUAUGGGGGACUCAGUUUCAAAGAACUGAGACAGAAACUAUUCUGUCAUUAUAUUCUUCUUUCCUUUUUUUGGAUUUAUUAAAUAUUUUCUGUGGUGUGAAGUGACUUAUUAAAUCCACAGACAUUGAGUGACUUCUUACAACAUACACUUAAGAAUUUGCUGUAAUGAGUUCAUGUCCACCCAGAUGUUGUGUUGGCAGUGAACAAGGGCACGGUUUUUAUACAUACGUACAUAUAUACACCUACACGCACACAUAGAUAUAUAUAAAUAAACAAAAAUUAAAACCUGCUAAGAUCAUGCUGUGGAGCAGACGGGGGCUUGCUGUAAUUUUGAGCAUGUAGAGCAGUUUCCUGUGACUUCCUUGUAUAUGGAUAAGCUGCUGUCUUUCCCCUUUGCGACUGACCCUGCAGUUACAAACCAGUAUAGCAUUUGUACUGAUUGAUAGACUUGUGGACUUUAGGAGACUCUUACUUGGUUUUGAUCAGCGUAACAAAUUAGGGAUGAAAAGUUAAAACUUUUUGGCCCUUUUUUUUCUUUUUACAGGCUUCUCCCUUGCAGGGUUUUUAGUAGUUUCUUCUUGAACCAAUGCAUGUAUUAUAGCAGCAGGUGUCUUUGUGCUUUCUGAUCAUAGUAAUGUACUACUUGUAAAUACAUUUUUCUAUUUUCUAUUUUUUUGUAUUAUUAUUAUUAUUAAUUUUUUUUUUUUUUUUGGCAUUUUUGUUUCAUUGGUGUGCUGUACUUUCCAUGCCCUCACUCCUUUAAGAGAAAAAAAAAAAAGAAGAAAAGCAACACAAUCCUGUCCUUGAUGUUGUGAUUAUAGUCUUGGUCUACCUGUGGUGACAACUGGGUAUUGGGAACAAAUGUCAGAUGCCCCUCUGAGAUGGAACUGGGGAAAGAACAGGCUGUCCUGUCCCCUUAGAAUCUGACCCUGUGCUGUGGUCUUUGCUCGAGAGGCCAGAGUUCUGGUAGCAACUAUUGGAAUGUCUGCCUACCUUUACCUAAGCAGCCCCAGCCUGGUAAGAAAUUGCCCAUUGUUCAGAGGCACAGAGAAGCCUAAGUUGGCCUGAGAAUACCUGACAGCAGAGGUUGGAGAAGAGCCUAUGAGUCCUGGUUUCUCCCUUAGGGUCACCCCCUCAGUGGCCUGCCUCAGUCUUGACCUGUCUAAUGAACUGGUAUGCUGUUGUCCCAUGGCUUGAAGUCACUGAGUUCCCAUGUGGUACACUUCAUGCUGUCCGUGGAGUGUGAAGUGAUCAGGGUGUUGGAUUCCUCUAUUGUUGUCUUCAAAUCCUGCUGAGGGUUUUUUUGUUUUUACUAAAUGACUCCUUUCUAGCCUUUGUCAUCUUCACUUCUGGUUGUUUGUACCAGAGUUCCCAGUCACCAACUACCUCCUCCACUUGUUCCAGAAGACUGAUGGGAAGACCCUGUCUGUUUCCAGACUUGGUCAUCUGCGGCUCUGGUUCAGUCACAGAGAUGUCAAAGAAUUGAAGCUUCUGUUGUCCACAGAACUCAAAACCACGUCUGGAUUUGGUGAAGACUAAAAAGAUACUCAUGUACUCACUGUUUAUCUACGGUACUUAGUUCUCAACCCUCAAGGAUGCAAAUGGCUAAUUAAACAGGGCAGGGACAAGGGGACUCCAAAAUGACUUGGAUUAAGGGCAAGUGCCAGUAACGGGUAGAAAUAAUGUGAUCCUGCCAGUUGGUCAUUUUAAUUUUUCUAUCUUUGUUUUCAUAAAAAAAAUAAUAAAUUCCAGAGAGAAGGAA
Messenger RNA from Galeopterus variegatus (Sunda flying lemur), 3375 nucleotides. RefSeq names its product signal peptide peptidase like 3 (gene SPPL3). The transcript has 11 exons. The record is from RefSeq and is a predicted model, not a curated record. NCBI's taxonomy places the organism in Eukaryota, Metazoa, Chordata, Mammalia, Dermoptera, Cynocephalidae. Gene Ontology annotation, molecular function: aspartic endopeptidase activity, intramembrane cleaving. Gene Ontology annotation, biological process: membrane protein proteolysis. The coding region runs from base 27 to 1181 and encodes 384 amino acids. Gene Ontology annotation, cellular component: lumenal side of endoplasmic reticulum membrane; Golgi-associated vesicle membrane; cytoplasmic side of endoplasmic reticulum membrane.